UUCAACAACACGGCUACUGAUUCAUUCACCUCGGUGGCUUGCUAGCCAACAUGAAAUCGAAACAUUGAAGGUCUAUAUACCAUUUUUUUGUAGCUACACAAAUCCCAGUGAUUUUAAACACAGUUCUGUUAACGUAUCUGCUAGUUCAUUUAAACGUAAUUUGCAAAUGUGUUACCGAGCCUAGCACCUAGGCUAGUCGCUAAUGCUAAUUUAGCUAGCUAGCUAACAUCCCCGACCAUGACCUCACAAAGCUACUCCCCCCCUGCUAAAGAAGAAGAGGAGGUCUGCUGGACGGAGAAAGAAGCUCCGGGGCUGAACGUUGUCGUUAAAGAAGAAGAGGAGGAUAUUACAGUGAAAGGAGCAGAAGAAGCUUUUCGAAUCAGGAAGGAGGAAGAGGAGGCUAUCACAUUGAACGAGGAGGUGGAUGUUACAGUGAAAGAAGACAAAUCGUUUGUAGUGAAAGAGGAAGAGGAGUCUGUCACAGUGGAAGAGGAGGUAGAAGCUUUCAGAAUCAAAAAGGAGAUAGAGGAGGCUGUCACAUUGAAAGAAGAACCUUUUGGAGUGAAAGAGGAGGAGACUGAAGAUCCGAUUAACAACAAUCCAAAUACGAGGCAAUAUGCCGUUUUCUGGCCCUCCCAGGGCUCCACAGUGGAAGAGGACAUCAGAAAGAUACAAGGAGAAUCUAAUGUGGCACCCAUGAAUCCCAGCCAGUUUGGUGAUGAUGAUGAUGCUAUUCACUGCGAUGAAGAAUGGGACAUGAAGGACAAGGAUUGGCUUCCUAGCAACAGGCUGAAGGUGGAGUCAGCUCCAGAGAGGCACACCCCAGAGCAGAGGGAGAGUGGUGACAUGUCUUUCCCUCUUCCGGAGUCCCCAGGUUGCGCCUCUCCCACUGUUGCCUUACUGUGGGGUCUGAAGAGGGUGUCUGUGUGGCUGGUGGACUGCAGGAAAACACCGGGGCUGAGUGGAACUGUGAGAGGAGGAGAAGAGGGAGAUUCAGUCUCAAGUGAAAGCAAAGACUCAGAGGAACCAGAGCCAAAGACGUCCAAACCAGCAAGACGACACCACUGCGCCCAGUGUGGAAAGAGUUUUACCCGGUUAGGGUCCCUGAAAAGGCAUGAAGGAAUACACACAGGAGAGGAGACUUACCACUGCUCCCAGUGUGGAAAGAGUUUUACCAGGUUAUUUAGCCUGAAAAGACAUGAGAUGAUACACACAGGAGAAAAGCCUUUCCACUGCUCCCAGUGUGGAAAGAGUUUUACCCGGUUAUGGCACCUGAAAAUGGAUGAGAGAAGACACAGAGGAGAGAAGCCGUUCCACUGCUCCGAUUGUGGAAAGCGUUUUACCCAGUUAGGGAGCCUGAAAGAACAUGAGAGAAUGCACACAGGAGAAAAGCCCUUCCACUGUUCCCUUUGUGGAAAGCGUUUUACCCAUUUAGGGAGCCUGAAAGGACAUGAGAGCAUGCACAGAGGAGAAAAGCCCUUCCACUGCUCCCAUUGUGGAAAGAGUUUUACCCGGUUGGGGCACCUGAAAACACAUGAGAGAAUACACACAGGAGAAAAGCCCUUCCACUGCUCCCUGUGUGGAAAGAGUUUUACUCAGGUAGGGGCCUUGACAAAACAUAAGAUAAUACACAAAGGAGAGAAGCAUUUCCACUGCUCUCUGUGUGGAAAGAGUUUUAUCCAGUUAUGGAGCCUGAAAACACAUGAGUGGACACACAUAAAAGAGAAGCCUCACCCCUGUUCCCAGUGUGGAAAGAGUUUCACACAGUCAAGAGACCUGAAAAAACAUGAGCUAAAACACUCCGCAGAGAAGCCUUGAAAGAAUCCACAUCGAAGUGAAAUAUAUAUUUCUCCCAGUGUGGAAAUACAGUGGGGAGAACAAGUAUUUGAUUCACUGCCAAUUUUGCAGGUUUUCCUACUUA
Messenger RNA from Coregonus clupeaformis (lake whitefish), 1921 nucleotides. Its product is annotated as zinc finger protein 260-like. The record is from RefSeq and is a predicted model, not a curated record. NCBI's taxonomy places the organism in Eukaryota, Metazoa, Chordata, Actinopteri, Salmoniformes, Salmonidae. Gene Ontology annotation, biological process: negative regulation of transcription by RNA polymerase II; regulation of immune system process; regulation of cytokine production. Bases 238 to 1818 code for a protein of 526 amino acids. The transcript has 4 exons.